Molecule: messenger RNA, 2370 nt
Organism: Solanum dulcamara
Lineage: Eukaryota; Viridiplantae; Streptophyta; Magnoliopsida; Solanales; Solanaceae
Product: la-related protein 1C-like
Exons: 6
Coding region: 219-1883 (554 amino acids)
Molecular function (GO): RNA binding
Source: RefSeq, a predicted model, not a curated record
AGAUAGUGAUCACUGAAACCCUAAAAAUUUACAGCCUUUCUCUCUCACCUGACGCUUUCCAAAAACCUCAUUUUUCUUCUCAUCACUCUUCCUUGAAUUUCGUGCCUGAUUUUGAAUUUUUUUUCUCUCUACAUUUUUGUUUAAUCUCUUUGAUUCUGUUGAUCAUUUCUGGGUUUAUUUUUUUAGAAUUUUUUUGAUUUUUUUUCUUUUGGUUUUGAAUGGCCACGCCGCCGGAUUCUUCUGCAAAUAACAACACCCCAAGUUCACCGGCGGCCAAAGCUGAUGGUGUCUCCGUUGUAACAUCGGCCGCCGGGUCUACUGUCAGCAGUCCUCAAGCUCGCCGGAAUUUGCAAGCACCAUGGGCUCAAGUGGUUCGUGGUGGAGAGCCUGAAGCAGCAUCAGUGUCAAGUCCUCGCUCACCGUCACCGUUGGCAUCGGCUGCCGGUGUUUCGCCGGAGAAAAUUUCGUUAUCGGAUGAUUGCUCGACCCAGAAGAUUUCGCCGGAGAUUUCUACUUCCGGUGCUCUGCCGGAGAGUUCUGAUAGUAAUGAUAGCAAUGUAGGUCGGCCGAAGAAGCCUGCUUGGAAUAAACCUGUAAACGGCGUUGUUGAGGCGGUUUCUGUUAUGGGUGGGGCUAUUUCCUGGCCUGCUCUCUCUGAGUCUACUAAGCCCAGCCCAAAAUCAGCUACUGAUUCAUCAAAACCUAUUUCAGAUGGAUCGACUUCUGUUUCUCAGGGUCCUAUAAUUUCUCAGUCACCUCAAAAACAAGCUAAUGUUAAUGCGAACACUAAUUCAAAUGCAAAUCCUACUACACCUGUUAGACAAAGAUCAAUGAAAUACAGAGGUAGCAGCAGCAGUGGUGUUGGUAGUGGUCCAGGUGCUGGAGCAUUUAUUAGAACUCCGCCUCCACCUCCACCUCCACUGCCUCCACCAUUUCCUGUAAUGCACUAUCCACCUGUUCUCGAGCCUCCUGUAAGAGGUUCAAGAUCUGUUGGAGGAUUUCCGUCUCAGCCGCAUGGAGCAAAUGAUCAUUCUCCCCAUAGAAAUCAUGGCAGGAAAGGUAACUUUGGGGGCCGACCCCGUGGAGAUGGAUCUUAUCAUAACAAUCAUGGGGGAAGGCGUGAUCAAGAUCGGAGAGACGUUCAUAUGGCUCCUCAGUUUACUCCUCCUCAUGCAGCCUUCAUGCGGCCUCCACUCCCUGGUUCUGGCCCAUUUCUUCCAACCCCUAUAAGACCCUUUGUUACUCCGAUGGGAUAUGAUAUGACUCCAUUCUUUUAUGUUCCUCCAUUGAGCCCAGAGCCCUAUAGUGGUGUGUCUAUCAUCAACCAAGCCCCACAAUUACCCCAACAUUUACCUUUAGUGGAUCCAAAUUUGCCUCCCUCCUUGGUUAAUCAGAUAGAGUAUUACUUCAGUGAUGCUAAUCUUGUAAAAGAUGACUUUUUGAGGUUACAGAUGGAUGAGGAAGGUUGGGUUCCUAUGCAAUUGAUUGCUAACUUUCCUCGAGUUAAGAAUUUGACAGAUAAGGUCCAGUCUGAUACUAUCCAGUUCAUUUUGUAUUGUUUGAGGGCUUCAACGUUUCUAGAAGUGCAGGAUGAGAAGGUAAGGAGACGGGAUGGUUGGAGGAAAUGGACUCGUACUUCUAGCCAGUUUGCAGCUGAUUCAGGUUCGUCCACAUCUGCUGCAUCGACAGACGGUGGUCUAACAGGUUCCUUACAGAAUGUCUCUGAGAAUGAAUCAGCUACAAAUAUUAGUAGUGCUGCAGAAGUGACCAAUGCUCAACUGGAGGUAUCUGCCGGUGGCUUAUCGGACGAAUCAGCUAAUCAAUCAAAGCCGGCUCAAGAAGGCUGCGCUGACGCUGAAAAAAUCUCUACCAACCACGCAUGAAACAAUGCUGUUGAUUUUGCAACGAGUGGCAACUCUGUCUUGCAUACUGAUUCAAUUACGGAAGGUGUAUUUGGAAGGUUAUACAUACAUCAUUUGCUGCCCUUGGUGGAGGCCAUAUUUUUUGCAGUUUUUGAGGUGAGUGGAAGAGUUAAAACUAAUGUGUAAGUUAUCUGGUAUAGAGAGUGGAACAAUAGUGGAGAUUAAAAGGAUAUACAGUUGAGGCUUGAAACUUUUCGAGUCGUUUGGCUCGUAUAAUUGCAUCGCAUAUGCAGGCUGGUAUUCCAUUGUGUGAUUCAAUGGAGUGAAUUUGGAUUUUGAGCUUAAGGUUUAACUUUUUUGGGUUGAAAUUUACCUCCAUUUCAGAGGAAAACAUUCUGAAAAUGUAGAUUUAGUGCUUGGCUGGUAACCAGAGUGAUUGAGCUCUGCUGAUUUUGUUAUACUUAUCUAGGCAUAUUGAUUGUUUUAAAUUAUUUUGUUUCUUUUUGCA